Messenger RNA from Otolemur garnettii (small-eared galago), 1611 nucleotides. Its product is annotated as POTE ankyrin domain family member A-like. The transcript is spliced from 13 exons. The record is from RefSeq and is a predicted model, not a curated record. Bases 1 to 1611 code for a protein of 536 amino acids. Gene Ontology annotation, molecular function: protein binding. NCBI's taxonomy places the organism in Eukaryota, Metazoa, Chordata, Mammalia, Primates, Galagidae.
AUGGCUUCUGCAGUGAAGAAGAUUUGGGGGUUGGGGAACAAGAAGGCCCAGGAGUACCCGGGAGACUCGAGUCCCUGUGUCUUCUCGAGUCCCCAUUACUGCGUCCACAAAAAACAUCUUAGAAAACUCCAUGAAGCUGCCUUUGCUGGUGAUGCAAGGAAAGUGGAGGAGAUCCUUUCGUCUGGGAAAAAUAGUGUGGAUGAUACAGACAAAAAGAACAGGACCGCUCUCCAUCUGGCCUGUACCAAAGGCCAUUUAGCAGUGGUGAUUCUCCUGCUGGAAAGACAAUGCCAACUUAACAUCUGUGACAGAGAAAAGAGGACACCUCUGAUGAAGGCUGUACAUUGCCAGGAAUGGGAAUGUGCUAUUUCUCUACUGGAAUAUGGUGCUGAUCCCAACCUUCAGGAUAUCUAUGGCAAUACUGCCCUCCAUUAUGCUGUCUAUAAGGAGAAUAUGUUGCUAGUAGAAAAACUGCUUUCAUACCAUGCAGGUAUUGAAAUAAAAAACAAGGGUGGAUUCACACCACUUUUACUUGCUGUGAAUUAUAAUAGACAGCUCAUGGUGGAGUUUUUAAUGAAGAGAAAUGCAAAUAUAAGUGCAGUUGAUAAUUGGAAAAGAACAGCUUUGAUGAUUGCCUUACGUGAGAAUUUGCCAGAUAUAGCUAGUUUUCUUCUUCAGCAACAUGUCGAUACCUCUCCUCAAGAUAUGGUUGGAAGGACUGCUAGAGAUUAUGCUAUUCGCAGUGGUUUGCAAGCCAUUUACAAACAAAUUUCAGAAUAUGAAAAAGGAAAGAUACUAAAUGGCAAUAAGACCUGCAAAAAUUCUUCUCAAAGUAGCAACUCAGAACAAGAUGAAGAAGUGACAUUAAAAGAAAAGCAAGAAAGGCUUGAAGGAAGUAAAAAUAAUGAGCCACAGGUUAAAAAAAAAAGGAAGACACACAAAAGUAAUAAAGUGGUAGUAUCAGAAAACCUGUAUGAUGGUGCUGCUGCUGAUAACAAUGACAGUGGAGUAACUCCAGGAAGAAAGACUGAAAAAACUGAUAAUCAGCACUUUCCUGAGCAGGAAGAGUAUGAUAGGCCUGCAAAGAAAACAUUUAAGCAAAAGAACAAGGUCAAAAAACGAAUAUAUUCUGUGCAUGACCUUGAUGACUUAAGUCAGUCAUCUGAAACAUCCUCAGAGGAUACUGAGUUGUCUUCCUUUAGUUAUGAGAAGCUUAUGUUGCAAAUUGAACAACUUGGAAUGGAUUGUGAAGUCUUGGAGGACAGUGCUACCAAGCCUAAUACCAAUAACAAGGAUGAAGAGACCAAUGACUGCCAGGCCAAAGAUGCACCAGACAGUGACCAGUGUAGGACACAUAAGAGCAAACUGAAGUGCCUCUUAAAAAUGGCAACAAAGUUAAAUGAACAUGAAAAUGAAAGGUUUAAUUUUCAUGAAGAUGGAAAAACCAGAAAAUUUGAAAAGGAUAUUGAGAUCAAUAAGCUAAAACAUGAGGUCUCAAGCCUCCAUGUGACAGAAGAUCCAGGGGAUGUGACUGUGAAAUUCCCCGUAGCAGGAUCUCACAUUGCCUCCCUGACUGCUGAAGAAACACAGACCAGUUCCUCCUCUCCUUAG